Molecule: messenger RNA, 2030 nt
Organism: Aegilops tauschii subsp. strangulata
Lineage: Eukaryota; Viridiplantae; Streptophyta; Magnoliopsida; Poales; Poaceae
Biological process (GO): root development; shoot system development
Source: RefSeq, a predicted model, not a curated record
UCACAUCCAUCCUCUGUAUAUAUAGGUCUCAAGACAAGACUAUACACAUCAAGACAACACUUGCUCUUUCCUCCUCAAGUCCUCACUCCUUCCAACUCAAUACAGAGAUUAGUUUCCGAAGCAGAUAUGGCUUUUGCUCUAAGAUCAAUAAGCUUGCCUUCAAGGCAUCACACCACUGAGGCGGAAGUACAAGAAGAUUUGCACAGCCUAGAGACAAGUGUCUCUUCAUCUAUCACCAUCGAGACAAUGUGCGAUGGCCUGCAGAGGCUUGGAGACAUCUACGGUGCUGUUGAGAAGAUCAUCCAGUUGCCAAGCAACCAAGUCUGUUCCUCCCAGCAGAGGAAGAUAUUGGAUGGAGAGACGGAAUGUUCUCUCGAGCUUCUGGAUCUCUGCAACAACAUGCAAGAGAUCUUCGUUGAGCUCAAGGCCAUUAUCCAAGAGCUGCAAGUGGCUCUAAGAAAAGGAGAUGAUGCAACCAUCCAAGCCAAGAUCCAGUCUUACACCAGACUGGUGAAGAAGGCUGGUAAACAAUUCAAGAAGACUACCAGGAAGGCGACUUCAGACAAGACGGAUUGCGGAAUGGUCAGUCUAUUGAUCAACGCAAGGGAGAUGACUAUCUCUCUACUUGAGUCCGUGGUGCACCUUUUGUCGAAGCAAAUCGAAGAGCCUAAACAAUCCCUAGUUUCCAAGGCAUUUCACAAGAAAAAAGCUGUUGUUUGUGAGGAGCAAUUGCAGGACUUAGAGUGCAAUAUCAGGGAUCUUGAGUGUGGAGCAGGACAUCUGUUCCGGAAAUUAAUCCAGAGCAGAGUUUCUCUCCUAAACAUACUUAGCUCAUAGAUCUCCACGAGACUUGUCACUCAUAUCAUGUUAUUGGCAUAUGAUUUUUUGAGGACUAGCCAAUCUCACAUUUUCCCCAGAUGUAUAUACAAUACAGAUGUACAAAAAUACAGAAACAAAUCCCAAAUUUUGAUCUAUUUCGUGCCCGCAAUAUAUUUUUGUGCUGUCAUAAUAGUUUGGUUGAGACCCUUGUUUGCCGGAUCUUGUUUUGCGUACAUUAUACAUGCCAGUACGAAGUCAGAAAAAGCUUGUAGUUUUCAGAAUAAAUUACUACCCCCCCAAAAAAAACACAGACGCAUAUUUAUGAAGUGUCGCUGUUAUUUGUUUUUUGUUGUGUAAGAACAGAUACAUAUGUGAAAAUUACAAAUUACUGCAGAAAAACUAAAUCUCCAUUUAAAAUCAAUAUCUGGGUAUUGAAGGUAUAUAAAAUAAUUUCGGACGUGGCUCGCGGGCGCACGGGCGCCCGAUCGCAGCCCCGAGCGCUCUCCCAGAAAAGGAAGGAGCCACCCGCGCGCGCGACCAGACAGCCAGAAACGGAAAUCAGCCACCCGCGCGCGAAAACAACCACACUCUGCUGUCCCCCGUGUGAUUAGGAAGAUGCUCUGCCACGUCAGUUCGCAUGCAUUAAUUUGAGUUUCAAAAAAUUUAAAAAGCCAUAACUUUUGAUUCGAGUAUCGAAAUUCAGAUCCGUUUUCACCAUUGGGUUUCUUGCAACGAGUUCUUCAAAACUAGAUCCCAUAUGGAUAGGUUUCGAUGAACUUUUUUUUUGAGCAACUCUGUGUGGUAUAUAGGCAACUUUAGUGUUAUCUGUAAGCAACUCUUCUUGUUUGUCUAAUAUGACUUCCUAUCAUCUUGGUUUGUGUAAAAACCAAGCAACUGACCUAACAAACCAAGCAUCUGUCCUAGUAAACCAAGCAACUGUCCUAGUAAACCAAGCAACUGUCAUAACAAAACCAGUCGAUUGUCCUAAUAAAUCAAGCAACUGUCCUAACAAAACUAAGCAACUAUCCUAACAAAACCAAGCAACUGUCCUUGCAAAUCCAUGCAACUACAUUAUCAAAACACAAAAUGCAUAAUGUCUAAGCAAACCAAGCAACUGACCUAACAAACCAAGCAACCAUCUUAACAAAAAACAAACAAUUUCAAUAACAAAACCAAGCAACUGUCCUGGCAAAUCCAUGCAACUAUCCUAU